AUUCGAAGUCAGUGUUGAAAUUAUUAGCAGUAGGGAUGAAUGGAAGACAUACAAAGCGAUGACAGCUGACCCUAAGUGAUUGUGAACCACGGAACAUAAUUGUGAGAAAGGAAGUGCCACAAAAAGGUCACAAUACUCAAGUCAAGUCUCACAACUAACUUAUUUGUUGUUUGAUUUUUGUCAGUCUAUUCCGUAAAAUUGAACGUCAAUUGUUUGCAAACACAACGGCAUAUGAAAAACUACGUUAUAACUGAUUAAAAAACUAUAAAAUUUUAGAUUCUUUAAAUUGAUAAUUUUGAAAGGAGCGUGUAUUCAAUAGAGGGACAGUAAUAAAACUAGCCAAAGUAAAGAUUGUCGUUUACUUUGAAUGGGAUUAAGUGCCACUUCCUUUCACAGUCUUUAUUCCUUGUUAGCAACAGGCCCGGCCGGGCCAACCCUAAAUUGUGGGGAGAGUACAAGGGGAUAAAAGACAAUGUAAAACAUGUUCAAUGCCAUGAUUACCGUUAAUAAUGCUGUUCACCUUCGUCAAGGCUAGAAUGAACACCAAGGGUCUUGAGAUGACGAGUUCUCGACAGUGCAGGCUCCACUUAAUCUUGUACCAGAAGGCCGCGGGUGAGUUUAAGAAAGAUUUCAUUUUCAAAAUACUUUGAAAAGAUUUACGUUCGGAUAUUUUUUCAGGGAAAUUUCAGAUUUCAUAUCCGUGUGUAGUCAGUGUGGUAAGGAGGAAAAUUUGUGUGACGUCGACGCAGCGCGCAUGCGAGGUUCCAUCGAUCCCUUGCGAACGAGAGCCCGACCCCGCCGGCUGCUUCGAAGCCUUCUCUGUUGACCUCCGAGUACAUUAAAACCGUCAAAAUUCCGGACGUAGAGAGCAUGAACAAGAUGUUCCGGUGCAACCGGCGCGUCGAUACUUUAAAGUAUUUCGUGCGCCGGAUGUCGCAGUACCCGCCGAGCAUGCAGAUCAAGACGCUCAACCUGGAGCAGGCUACGGCCCGCGAUCUGAUGGACGAGGUGAUCCGCAUCGCUGUGGUGGACUUCAAGGUGCUAAGCGCCAAGCUCGCUAAGGUGCCGCUGACUGUGGAGGACCGCGCUCACCUGGACUAUCUGAUGGCUAAGCAUGCCAUUGAAUCGGUGCUUGCCGACAAGUACCUGGACCGCUUGGAGCAGAUGCUGCCGAACAUCCCGCCGGGCCGGCUGCAGCGCGUGCUGCGCCGUCGCGAGGUUGCCAUCUAUCGGAAGUACAAGAUUCCGAUCCGUCACGUCAAGACCUUCAAGAAGUUAGGGUUGUCGAUUUUUCAGGGCAUGCAGUCAUCAUACGCCAUGAACGGACAGAUAAAACGAUAUCUUACCCAGCAAAAUAGACUUGCAACAGCUUAAAUGUAAAGAAUUCGAUGCAGUGCCAGAAUAACAAAGUCACUUUUGCCAAAAUGUAUUAAGUAGGACACCCCGACCCGACUUGUAUCGCUCAAUUUCUUUUAAGACUUAGUUUUGUAUAAUUGAUUGCAUAAAACCUGCUUUAAGAAGCAGUCUGCUUUGGCUACUAAUUGUAAGACUGAUUUGCUUUUGUGAACUCGAUUUGUUUGUGAUUGUAUGCUAGGCCAGCUUACCAACCGUCGGUUGACGCACCUGGGUGACGAGAUAUCUCUUUGGCCCUCAGUUGAGCAAGUAGAGAUCGGUUACAUGUCAUCGUCCGUGGUAGCAGUAAUCUGAUCUUUCAGGAAUAUCCUGAUCCCACGGAACUUUAUAUUGAAUGUCUAUAUAAUAUCGUGUAGUAGUUAGUCGCCCGCCCAAAUGUGGGCUGCAGGGUCAGCAGAUUCUGUCUUUUACGCCCUUUAAACAGGGCUCAUUUAUGUAUUACGUAGUAACUUAGAAUUAUGUCACAUAUAGUGACGUGAAUAUCUUGAUGCAAACAUUAAUGACUUAUUGCGAUUAUAACAUUAAACUUAUUGGUGUAUCUCAA
This is a messenger RNA of Trichoplusia ni (cabbage looper), 1957 nucleotides long. RefSeq lists its product as uncharacterized. The transcript is spliced from 5 exons. The record is from RefSeq and is a predicted model, not a curated record. NCBI's taxonomy places the organism in Eukaryota, Metazoa, Arthropoda, Insecta, Lepidoptera, Noctuidae. Bases 871 to 1374 code for a protein of 167 amino acids.